UUUCCUGGCAAUCAACCUUUCCUUUGUUCUUUGUGCCUGGAUGUCCUCGUGGUUUUCUGGCAAAGUCUGAAUUUUCCCUACCAAGGUCCUUGACUUCAAUUUAAGAAUAAGAAACUGGACAUGUCACAAAGGUAUUUUAUGCACGGGGUUUGUAAGGAAGGAGAUAACUGUCGCUACUCCCACGACCUCUCUGACAGUCCGUAUGGUGUAGUGUGCAAGUAUUUUCAACGUGGGUACUGUAUUUAUGGAGACCGCUGCAGAUAUGAACACAGCAAGCCAUUGAAACAGGAAGAAGCGACUGCUACAGAUCCGAGCACAGAACCAUCUCUAGCUGCUUCAAGUCUCCCUUCUGGAGUUGGACAGCUCACGGAAAUGGAUACCGGCAAAGCUGAGUCAGGAAACCCAAACCUUGCAGCUGUAGGUGGGGCAGGUCCCGAGGACUGGGUGAAUGCCAUCGAGUUCGUUCCUGGGCAGCCAUACUGCGGCCGGACUGCCCCUUCCUGCACUGAAGCACCCCUGCAGGGCUCAGGGGCUGAGGUGGAAUCUGAGAAGGAGCAGGCGGCAGUGGAAAGCAAGAAGCAGCUGUGCCCUUAUGCUGCGGUGGGAGAGUGCCGCUAUGGGGAGAACUGUGUGUAUCUCCAUGGCGACGCAUGUGACAUGUGUGGGCUGCAGGUCCUGCACCCCAUGGAUGCAGCCCAGAGGUCACAGCACAUCAAAUCCUGCAUUGAGGCCCACGAGAAGGACAUGGAGCUCUCGUUCGCCGUGCAGCGCAGUAAGGACAUGGUGUGUGGCGUCUGUAUGGAAGUGGUCUAUGAGAAGGCCAAUCCCAGUGAGCGCCGUUUUGGCAUCCUCUCCAACUGCAACCACACCUACUGUCUCAAAUGCAUUCGCAAGUGGAGGAGUGCUAAGCAAUUUGAGAGCAAGAUCAUAAAGUCCUGCCCCGAAUGCCGCAUCACAUCUAACUUUGUCAUUCCAAGUGAGUACUGGGUGGAGGAGAAAGAAGAAAAGCAGAAACUCAUUCAGAAGUACAAGGAGGCCAUGAGCAACAAGGCAUGUAGGUAUUUCGAUGAAGGACGCGGGAGCUGCCCAUUUGGGGGUAAUUGUUUCUACAAGCAUGCGUACCCCGAUGGCCGGAGAGAAGAGCCGCAGAGACAGAAAGUGGGAGCCUCGAGGCGAUACCGGGCCCAACGAAGGAACCACUUCUGGGAGCUCAUUGAGGAAAGAGAGAACAGCAGCCCCUUUGAAGACGAAGAGGAGGUUGUCACCUUUGAGCUGGGCGAGAUGUUGCUUAUGCUUCUGGCUGCAGGUGGGGACGACGAGUUGACAGACUCUGAGGAUGAGUGGGACUUGUUUCACGAUGAGCUGGAAGAUUUUUAUGACUUGGACUUAUAGCAGCUUUUGCGUGCUGUGAGAACUGCUCUGCCAGGCCUCAGACCAUAGCUGUCCCCUGUGCUGUGUGGCGCUGCGUGUGGCUCUCCCAGGCAGGCUUCUAAACUCCAGGUGCUGUAGUGAUCAUUACCUAGGGCCUGCUCCUCCACCCCUCACCUUUCCCCCCCAACAGUGUGUCGUUUUUUUCUGUUUCAAAAAGUUACAAAAAUAAAUCUUAAAGUUA
Messenger RNA from Dipodomys ordii (Ord's kangaroo rat), 1612 nucleotides. RefSeq names its product makorin ring finger protein 1 (gene Mkrn1). Lineage: Eukaryota; Metazoa; Chordata; Mammalia; Rodentia; Heteromyidae. The record is from RefSeq and is a predicted model, not a curated record. The transcript has 8 exons. Gene Ontology annotation, molecular function: metal ion binding; ubiquitin protein ligase activity. Gene Ontology annotation, biological process: protein polyubiquitination. Bases 121 to 1392 code for a protein of 423 amino acids.